This is a messenger RNA of Aspergillus versicolor CBS 583.65, 1610 nucleotides long. Its product is annotated as survival factor 1 family protein. Lineage: Eukaryota; Fungi; Ascomycota; Eurotiomycetes; Eurotiales; Aspergillaceae. The transcript has 5 exons. Gene Ontology annotation, biological process: response to oxidative stress. The record is from RefSeq and is a predicted model, not a curated record. The coding region runs from base 253 to 1395 and encodes 380 amino acids. Gene Ontology annotation, cellular component: cytoplasm.
GAACGUAGUUCACGGUCCAACGAGAGACUAAGGAUGUGGUGACGGACUGGUAGUAGUUUAGAAAUUCAUAUGUACCCAGAUAUUACCUGGGUCUCUUCCUUCAGCUCCUGGCCUGAGCGAGUUUCCUACCCUAAGCUCUGAUUGUCGAUUGCAAGACCCCUUUGGGCCCCGCGCGCUAUCGAUUUCUCCCUGAUCUCCUGUCCCCUUCCCUUUCAACCUUCCUUCUUACAACACCCAUUCUGACCAUCCGCAAUGAAUUGGCUCAAAUCUACCCUCUCCGCUGUUGCGGGAACGCAGGAACCGAUCUAUGGCCCUGAAGCCAUCCAACCUGUCUCUCAGCAACAGACCGAAGAUGCCCCUUACAAAGAGCUUACCAAGGAGGAUUUGCGGUGGCGCGCCUUCCAGUACACAAAUGUCGAGACCCAGACGUACUAUGCCAUGGCCGACGAUGGCACGCUAGUUAUGGUUCAGAUCAUUUACAGCAACAUCGCUGGAAUUCAUACUACCGCACAGUUCAACUGCAAGAUCUUCAAUACUUCAGGCGAUGGAAACCCCCACAUCUGGUUCUCCGAUCCUCUGAGCAACCACAUGUUCGAUGAGAGCAUGUUCUCCUUUGCCGCUGAUAACAUCUCUCUGUCUUUGAAUGAAGCGGGCGAUGCAUACGCUCUUAAAUCUGCUGUGAACGAAGGCUGUCUCGUGGAUUUGACUUUUGCCCGCACCUCGCCGGGUUUCGCCAUCGGCAAGGAUGGCACCACAUACUUCGGUACAGACCCCGAGAACCCAUGGGGCUCUAUGCGUCAUAUGUUCUGGCCCCGAUGCAGUGUAGCCGGAACUAUAACCACCAAGGAGAAGGUUUAUGACAUGAAGGGUCGAGGAUUGUUCUCCCAAGCUCUUCAGGGCAUGAAGCCCCACCAUGCAGCUUCCCGCUGGAACUUUGUUAACUUCCAGACGCCCUCUUUCUCUGCUAUCAUGAUGGAGUUUACGACCCCGCCCUCUUACGGCUCGACCGUGGUAAAUGUUGGCGGUGUCGUCAAGGACGGCGAGAUUAUCUACGCGGGUACCACCAACACCGCAACGCACACAGAUGCGUCAGAGGACGAAACUAGUAACUGGCCGGAGCCGAAGUCUAUCAAAUGGGUGUGGGAGGGUAAGACGAAGGACGGUAAGCCCGUCACCGCCGAGCUUGACGGCUCUCUUGGGCCAAAACUUGACCGUGUCGACGUCAUGGCCGAAGUGCCAGGUUUCAUCAAAACCAUUGCCGGCAGCGUCGCAGGUGCGCGACCAUAUAUUUUCCAGUACUCGCCUCAGGAGAAGCUCUCCCUGAAGCUCAAGGUCGGCGACGAAGAAUUUACGGAGGAAGGAAGCAUGUUCUCCGAGGCGACUUUCAUUUCCUGAAUGUUUGAACGUACAUAAAACUGUUCCCAGGAUUAUCAACGGCGUUUGAGUGCUUGCUCAAGACAUGUGCCACGAGAAUUACAUUACAUAUCUAUAAAGUAGCAGUCUAGGUCUGCAUAGUGUAUAGUUAGUUUAAUCCACAAUGUGCUUUGCUCAUUAUCAGUAUGCCCAGGCAGAGAAUCGACUCAUUUCAACUGGCUAUGGCUUAAUAAGAC